This is a messenger RNA of Piliocolobus tephrosceles (Ugandan red Colobus), 536 nucleotides long. Its product is annotated as putative elongin-A3 member C. The annotation marks the transcript as partial. The record is from RefSeq and is a predicted model, not a curated record. The transcript has 2 exons. Gene Ontology annotation, cellular component: elongin complex; nucleus. Gene Ontology annotation, biological process: transcription elongation by RNA polymerase II. NCBI's taxonomy places the organism in Eukaryota, Metazoa, Chordata, Mammalia, Primates, Cercopithecidae.
GGUGGAUGCCUGAUCGGCUGUAUGGCAGAGAGAAAUACAAUCACGCACUCGUUGGGAACACGGAUGAAUUAUGGAGGAUUCAUUGUCUCCAGGACUUCAAGGAAGAAAAGCCACAGGCGCACGAGUCUUGGAGGGAGCUGUACCUGCGGCUUCGGGACUCCCGAGAGCAGCGGCUGCGACUAGUCACCACGAAGAUCCGAACUGCACAUGAAAACAAACCCAGCGGAAGACAGACAAAGAUGAUCUGUUUCAACUCUGUGGCCAAGACGCCUUCUGAUGCUUCAAGGAGGCAAGAGAAGUCUGCAGGAGCCGCUGACCCCGGAAAGGGAGAGAUCAAGCCAGCCCCCAAACCCGCGGGAAGCAGCCAGGUUCCCUCCAGCCGGGGCGGCGUGGGCGGUGGCGAUAGGGGCGGUGGCGGCCUCAGCAAUGAGCGCCCGGCGCCCGCCGCCAAACCCCGGAAACAGGCUGCCAAGAAAGUGGCCCCGCUGAUGGCCAAGGCAAUUCGAGACUACAAGAGGAGAUUCUCCGGACGAUAA